UCCCCUUUUUUCUUUUCUUUUCUUUUUUUUCUUUCUUUUUAAUUUUUUUUUUUUUUUGCUUCAUUGUUUCUGCUAAGCAAUUCAUUUCCAGACUUUGUACUUCAGAAGCCAUGGGAAAAACCAGCAGUCCUCCAACUCAAUUAUUUAAGUGCUGCUUCUGUGAUUGCUUGAAGGUCAAGAUGCACUUCAUGACCUCUUCACAUCUCUUCUACCUGGUCCUCUGCUUGCUCACCUUCACCAGCUGUGCCACAGCUGGACCAGAGACGCUCUGUGGGGCUGAACUGGUGGAUGCUCUUCAGUUCGUGUGUGGAGAUCGGGGCUUUUAUUUCAACAAGCCCACUGGCUAUGGCUCCAGCAGUCGGAGGGCACCUCAAACAGGCAUCGUGGAUGAGUGCUGCUUCCGGAGCUGUGAUCUGAGGAGGCUGGAGAUGUAUUGUGCUCCCCUUAAGCCUGCCAAGUCUGCCCGCUCUGUCCGUGCCCAGCGCCACACUGAUAUGCCCAAGACUCAGAAGUCUCAGCCCCCAUCUUCCAACAAGAAAACGAAGCCUCAGAGGAGAAGGAAAGGAAGUACAUUUGAAGAACGCAAGUAGAGGGAGUACAGGAAAUAAGAACUACAGGAUGUAGGAAGACUCUCUUGAGACGUGAAGAAGAAUAUGUCACCAUUGGAUCCUUUACUCCAAGGGAGUUACCUAUUAAACAUUGGAACACCUACCAAAAAAAUAAGUUUGACGACAUUUCAAAGAUGGGCAUUUUCCUCCAACGAAAUACCUAAGUAAACAUUCCAAUGUUGUCUUUAAGAAUGAUUUGUUAAGAAGGCUUUUUUGCACUUUGCAAAAAUGGUCCUGGAGUUGGUAGAUUGCUAUUGGUCUUUUAUCAAUAAUAUUCUAUAGGAAAAAUAUAUAUAUAUAUAUCUUAGUCCCUGCCUAUCAAGAUCCACAAAUGCAUGGAUGUUGUAUAGAUCCAGUUGCACUAAAUUUUUCUGUGAAUCCUGGCUGCUGAAGCCAUUCAUUCAGCACCUUGUCUAAGUGUUUAUGAAGUGUUUUCUUAAUUGUGAUCUUUCUAUAUAAUAUAAACCGUUGGUUUUGGAGUCUGAUGAUCCCUCUUUAUGACAUUUGUUUUUGUUGAAUUUGGCCUCUUCCAAAGCAGUAAAUACCAAGUAAUCAAAUGGCCCACUAAUUUUUAACUCACACAAUUCCACCUGUGGCAUUUAUACCGAAUAUAAGUUUGAUGCAUUUAUUCUAGGCACAAAGCUUCAUUUUUUCACAUCACACUACAAAAAGAACAUAUAUAUAUAUAUGUACAUUGCAAAUAGUUGCAACUUGAGGCCAAUCAUUUUUACAUGUAUGUUCAAAACAGAAAGUCUCCUAAAGCUCUCAAUGGUUUCUUCGAAUGAGUUAGUGUGUAACCUGAUUAGUAACUGCUCUCUUUUCACUUCUCCCAUAUAGAGCACUAUGUAAAUUUAGCAUAUCAAUAAUACAAGAUAUAUCAAACAGUAUGUAAAACUUUGUUGGUUUUUUUUUUAGUACAAUGGUGCUAUUUUGUAGUUUGUUAUAUGAACGAGUCUGGUCAAAAUGGUAAAUGGUGAAAGCAAAAACAAAAGGGAAAGCAUGAGGAUGCCAAAAAUGACCCAAAGAGAAAGGAAA
This is a messenger RNA of Dipodomys spectabilis (banner-tailed kangaroo rat), 1643 nucleotides long. RefSeq names its product insulin like growth factor 1 (gene Igf1). The record is from RefSeq and is a predicted model, not a curated record. Bases 111 to 590 code for a protein of 159 amino acids. The transcript has 5 exons. Lineage: Eukaryota; Metazoa; Chordata; Mammalia; Rodentia; Heteromyidae. Gene Ontology annotation, molecular function: growth factor activity; hormone activity. Gene Ontology annotation, cellular component: extracellular region.